Abrus precatorius (Indian licorice) is the source of this 2497-nucleotide messenger RNA. RefSeq names its product probable methyltransferase PMT13. The transcript is spliced from 7 exons. Gene Ontology annotation, cellular component: trans-Golgi network; cytoplasm; endosome. The coding region runs from base 327 to 2111 and encodes 594 amino acids. The record is from RefSeq and is a predicted model, not a curated record. NCBI's taxonomy places the organism in Eukaryota, Viridiplantae, Streptophyta, Magnoliopsida, Fabales, Fabaceae. Gene Ontology annotation, molecular function: methyltransferase activity.
AAUGGCAACGAUAAAAAAAAUUAAUGCUCCAAUAGCUAAGCAACUCAGAUCCUGCAUCUUCCAUCUUCUCUAGCUCUGGAAACUUGUCACAGUCUCACACUCAAAAAGAAACACUGAAACACUAACAAUAAACACAAAACUCACAAAACCACAAGAGAACACACUCAAUCACAUCUUCAUAUAUAAACCAUUUCCAGCAGAGAGCCUGAGAAACAAAACCAAACACCCCAUCAACAAACCAUUCAGAAAGCACCCAUUUUUAACCUCAAACACAGUUGAAACCCAAAACCCAGAUGCCACUUUAACCCGAUCCACCUUCUUCUCAAAUGGGUCACUCAAAUUUACCACCCACUCCCAAGCGCAACAACAACACGCGCCAAUGGCGCUUCCUAGACCUUGUUUCCGCAGCGUUCUUCUUCUUCGUUUUCCUCUUCUUUGCAAUGGUAUUCACUCCUCUAGGUGACUCCCUCGCCGCCUCCGGCCGCCAGACUCUCCUCCUCUCCACCGCCGACCCGAGACAGCGCCACCGCCUCGUGGUUGCGAUUGAGGCGGGGAAGCACAUCGUGGAGGCGUGCCCUGCCGACGAGGUGGAUCACAUGCCGUGUGAGGAUCCGAGGCUGAACAGCCAGCUGAGCAGGGAGAUGAACUACUACAGAGAGAGGCAUUGCCCCAGGCACCAGGACACGCAGCUCUGCCUCAUUCCGCCGCCGAAUGGGUACCGGAUUCCGGUAUCGUGGCCGGAGAGCUUGCACAAGAUAUGGCAUGGCAAUAUGCCACACAACAAGAUUGCUGACAGGAAAGGUCACCAGGGAUGGAUGAAACUAGAAGGUCAACACUUUAUAUUCCCUGGUGGUGGUACAAUGUUUCCAGAUGGAGCAGAGCAAUAUAUUGAAAAACUUGGUCAGUACAUUCCAAUAAGUGGAGGUUUUCUGAGGACUGCACUUGACAUGGGGUGUGGGGUUGCUAGUUUUGGAGGAUAUUUACUUGCUCAAAAUAUUUUAACCAUGUCUUUUGCUCCAAGAGAUUCACAUAAAGCUCAAAUACAAUUUGCUCUGGAAAGAGGAAUUCCUGCUUUUGUUGCUAUGCUUGGCACUCGCAGACUCCCAUUUCCUGCAUUUGGAUUUGAUUUAGUUCAUUGUUCUAGGUGUUUGAUCCCAUAUACAGCCUACAAUGCCUCCUAUUUCAUUGAAGUGGAUAGAUUACUUCGGCCUGGUGGAUAUUUAGUCAUCUCUGGUCCCCCUGUUCAAUGGCCUAAACAAGAUAAAGAAUGGUCUGAUCUCCAGGCUGUAGCAAGAGCCUUGUGUUAUGAAUUAAUUGUUGUAGAUGGUAACACUGUGAUCUGGAAGAAGCCUGCAGGAGAAACAUGUCUUCCCAACCAAAAUGAAUUUGGUAUCAAGCUAUGCGAUGAUUCAGAUGACCCAAGUCAAGCUUGGUACUUGAAAUUGAAGAAAUGUGUCAGUAGGACAUCUUCUAUCGAAGGAGAUUAUGCUAUUGGGACCAUUCCCAAGUGGCCAGAUAGGCUAACUGCUACACCUCCAAGGUCUGCACUUCUGAAAAAUGGUGUUGAUGUGUACGAGGCUGACACUGGGCGGUGGGCAAGGAGGGUUGCGCACUAUAAGAAUUAUCUAAACAUCAAGUUGGGAACUCCAUCUGUGCGCAAUGUCAUGGACAUGAAUGCAUUAUUUGGGGGUUUUGCGGCAGCCUUAAAAUCUGAUCCUGUAUGGGUAAUGAAUGUAGUUCCUGCUCAAAAGCAACCCACUCUUGAUAUGAUCUUCGACAGAGGUCUUAUUGGAGUCUAUCAUGAUUGGUGUGAACCAUUUUCAACAUACCCUCGAAGUUAUGAUCUGAUCCAUGUGGCAAGCAUUGAAUCCCUUAUAAAAGAUCCAGCUUCUGGUGAAAGCAGAUGUAAUCUUGUUGAUUUGAUGGUGGAAAUUGAUCGAAUGUUGCGGCCAGAGGGAACUGUCGUGGUGAGGGAUGCCCCUGAAGUAAUUGAAAAUGUAGCUCGCAUUGCUGGUGCAGUGAGGUGGAAGCCUACCAUUUAUGAUAAAGAACCCGAAUCACACGGCCGAGAACAGAUUCUAGUUGCAACCAAGACCUUCUGGAAGCUGUAAUUCUUAUCCCACUGACACAACUGUGUAAUUUUAGGUAAAAUUUCCUUCUCCAUUAUGUGGGGAUGAGGGUCUCAAAGAUAUCUUGUCUAUAUCUAUAUGUGCAUCAAAUGGAUGCAGUUUUCCAACUUUGUUCAAUAUUUUAAUAUAAAGAAGAUAGUAAGGUUAAUAGUUGAAAAAGAUGAAACGCUUCAGUGCAGUUUUACGUUGAAAACACAAGCCAAUUUUGUUUUCUCUUAAGGAUGAAUUGUAAUUGAAAAUUUUAUUUAUUAAAAUAGAAUUAUCAUUGAUUCCCAUUCAGCUACAUUUCACCCUUUGUUCUUUUUUCUUCAUAAGUACAUUGUUGCUUACUUUUAUCACGGAUUGAAUCUAAAUACCUGUUAGAGAUG